Messenger RNA from Hippocampus comes (tiger tail seahorse), 1162 nucleotides. It is a transcript of the gene mrps17, whose product is annotated as mitochondrial ribosomal protein S17. Bases 335 to 769 code for a protein of 144 amino acids. The transcript is spliced from 2 exons. Gene Ontology annotation, biological process: mitochondrial translation. Gene Ontology annotation, cellular component: ribosome; mitochondrial small ribosomal subunit. Lineage: Eukaryota; Metazoa; Chordata; Actinopteri; Syngnathiformes; Syngnathidae. The record is from RefSeq and is a predicted model, not a curated record. Gene Ontology annotation, molecular function: structural constituent of ribosome.
UUUCCGUAAUGACGUCAUCAAAGCGGGCCACGGUCGGCGACGUGAACCGCGAAGAGAAGGAACGACGCGUCCGCGAUGUCUCGUGCGACCUUGGAGUUCCUCAAACCGUAAAUUUGUUCCGCGCCUCGCGUGUCACGGUACCGAGCGGCCGCGUUUCCCACGAACUCGUCCGUGAACAUCCGAGCCCAACGUUCGGAUCGCAGCAGUUUGAACACGGCGGAGCCUUGUUUCGCACUAGCAUGAGCGCGACGUGACGCGUCUCAAAGCGGAGUAACUGCUGACUUUCGUCCGACUGCUCUCGUUUCGCGCGAGUCGAAGAAGCAGAGGAAGAAGAAUGUCGGCCAAGCAGGCGUCCGUGCACGCCAAAUGGAUCAUCGGCAGAGUUAUCGGAACCAAAAUGACCAAGACCGCCAAAGUGCGCGUCACCAGGCUCGUGCUGGACCCCUACUUGCUCAAGUACUACAACAGGAGGAAGACGUACUUUGCGCACGACGCGCAGCAGCAGUGCACGGUGGGCGACGUGGUGCUGCUCAAGGCCCUGGCCGAGCCGCGCUCCAAACACGUCAAGCACGAGCUGGCCCAGGUGGUCCACAAGGUGGGUCGCGGCGUCGACCCGCUGACGGGCAAGCGGGUGGCCGGCGCCCACUUCCUGGAGCCGCUGGACGAGCUUCACGCCGAGGACGAGACUUUGGCCCGCAAAGUCCAAAGCUUGAACAUCACGGCCGACGCGUCCGUUUCAAGGUACGACGGUUUGAACGAGCUUCCCUAGGUUUUGUGGAGCGCUUCCCCUCAUCUGAGUUGCGGGCGAGCUGCAAGCUACACCGGGUGACUUUGUGCCAGAGGCGGGCGCAGAGGGCGCGUGUGGACAAAUAAGCAUUCCCGCAAUCAGUUCUUGCGGGAUUUGAGUGUGUUGGAGGAAUCUGGAGUAUCCGGAGAAAAGCGCUGGGACAACGCGGCAACGGAGUCCAACCCGAUGCUUCAAAUCUUGACGGCGCGCGUGCUCACCACGAGGACCUCCAAGGGGCUGUCUGGAAAGUACUUUUCAUGCUGUAGGGCCAUGAAAACAAAGACAAAUCCGAGUGCACCUGGACUUUUUGCAUAUUCGUGUCCUUGCGAUGAUCAUUCAAUCUAAGUUGACAAUAAAAAGCGCAACUGGCUCUUU